CAGAGAUACUCGCACAGCCGACAAAGUCCUUCUGUCUGGCAUGUUUCAAGUCUUAUAAUAAAACGCAGAACUAUGGCAGUGUCAGACAUCCGCCUUUUGUGACAUGGCAUGAUGAAAUGAUUAGGUGACCUUCGUAUGUCUCCUCCUGCACGGGCACGCUGGGAAUGACAGUACAGAUGACAAUGACUCCACUCUUUCCAGUUUAACUUCAGACAGCGAUGAGACUGGUGCCGAUCACUGUUACUCUUCAGCGAAUGCCUUGAUAACAUAUGAUCAGUAUGGACUGUCUUACCCGAACUGCGUACUGGCCACUUAUGCGCUUUCUGCUGCCACUGGCCAUUACUAAUAUAGCCAUUGAUUUCGGAGAACAGGCUCUGAACAGAGGUAUAGCUGCUGUGAAGGAGGACAAAGUGGAGAUGUUGGCCAGCUAUGGUCUGGCGUACUCACUCAUGAAGUUCUUCACGGGACCCAUGAGCGACUUCAAAAAUGUGGGACUCGUGUUUGUCAACAGCAGAAAAGACAGAAUGAAGGCCAUCCUGUGCAUGGUCGUGGCAGGAAUCAUUGCUGUAGUGCUUCAUGUCCUUAUAGCUUACACGGAUCUGGGCUACUACAUUAUCAAUAAGCUCCAUCAUGUGGAUGAAUCAGUGGGAAGCAAGACGAGAAGGGCUUUUUUGUACCUGGCAGUAUUUCCCAUAUUAGAUGCAAUGGCGUGGAUUCACGCUGGCAUCCUGUUAAAGCACAAGUACAGCCUGCUGGUGGGGUCUGCCUCCAUUUCUGAUGUUGUUGCACAGAUAAUAUUUGUGGCAAUCCUUCUCCAAAGUAACCUGGAGUGUUUAGAACCUCUUCUUAUUCCCAUCGUCUCUCUGUAUAUGGGAACUCUAGUGCGCUUCAUUAUCGUUGGACUGGGCUACUACUGUAACGUCCACAACAGCAUCCCUGAAACAAUCAGCGUCGAUCAAGGGGGAGAUGCCACAGUAAGAGGGAUGCUCAGUUUCUGGUGGCCGCUUGCCCUCAUUUUGGCCACCCAGCGCAUCAGUAGACCAAUCGUCAACCUGUUCGUCUCUCGGGACCUUAAUGGCAGUGCAGCAUCGAUUGAAGCGGUUGCUGUCCUCACAGCCACAUAUCCAGUUGGUCACAUGCCCUACGGCUGGUUAACAGAGCUACGAGCCGUCUAUCCAGCUUUUGAUAAGAAGACUCCAAACAACAAGAUAGCCGCGGGUCAGCAGGUCACCAAAUCCCACAUCAAGAGAUUUACUCUCGGCUGCUUUCUUAUUUCUUUAACGCUUUGUUUCAUUAUAUUCUGGACCCCUCGUCUCUCGGAGCUCAUCUUGGUUUAUGUCAUUGGAGUCGACCUGGAGUUUGCACAACUCUGCAUCAUUCCACUAAGAAUAUUUUCCUUCUUCCCUUUUCCAGUGACGGUUCGAGCUCAGCUGACAGGCUGGUUAAUGACAUUGAAGAAAACCUUUGUGUUGGCGCCCAGUUCUGUCCUGCGCAUUAUUGUGCUCAUCACAAGCCUUCUGGUUCUACCUUAUUUGGGGGUACAUGGUGCCACACUUGGAGUUGGGUCUUUACUGGCAGGAUUUGUAGGAGAGUCAACCAUGGUCGCAGUGGGUGCCUUUUUUGUCUACAGAAAACAGAAGAAAACCCCAGAUGCAGAGAGGGUUGUAGAGGAAGAUAACUCCAUUCCUAUGAAUGAGGUCACUUCCCGGUUAGAUGCGGCUGAUGGGAAUGAUAGGGAAGCAGGAGAAGAGGAAAACAACAUGAUGGAAGAAGAAGAUGAGAGCGAGAGGAUAAAAGUGAAGGUGAAUGAUUCGAAGGAUGAAAAGUAAAAGGGAUCACAUGAGAACAGAAUAAACAUCUAUUUUUCAUCGGAGAGGACAAAGAAGUGUAUAUCUGGAGCGGUGGAAUGUCCACACUGGAUAUGACUAUUAAUGGGUCAUAAAGUAUGUCGUGCGGUUUCGUUUAUUUAAUAGGAUUAACAUUUCUACCUUUCUACACUCUGCUUAACACCCGAAUUCCAGUGGAACUGUCAGUCGACAGACCUUUCGAAUGGGGAAGAAUAACCAAAAAUGACACAUGCACUACAUGUCUACAUAAAAUGCACUCCUGCACUUAUCUGUUUGCACUGAGGCAACUUUACACAGGAGCCUUCCAGAAUUUCUGCAGCCUGUACAUCUUUUUGCCAAAUGUAUGUAUUGUUGUAUUCAUCAAGAUGUUUUGGUGACAGAACUGUUCUCUGGUGAACUUUGACCCCCUAAGAUGUCACUUUUCCUUGGCCUUGAAGUGUACAAUACACAAGUCUACUAUGAGCUGUCGUACUGAUCUGGGCACAGACUUUAAGGAUUUAUAUAUUGCAAAUGAUUUAUUUUUGUAUUCAUUAUACAUGAAACCAUUCAAGUCAGAGUUUUGUAUACUUUGCAAAUGUGUCAAAAUGCUCUUUGCUAGAGAUGAUGCUCUUCUGAAUGGAGUAUUUAUUGGGGGUUUUAGAAAGCGUUAGCCCCAAUCUAAUAAAAGUUUCUGCUAAUGCUGUCUACUGUAGAAUUAGCCAAAUUGUAUGUUUGUUUUUCAACUUACUGGGACCAUAAUAUAUAUUCACAAUUUUCAUUUGUUUCGGUGGCACAGUAGGUAUUUGCGUUGUACAUGGACUGCAUCUUCAGACCGUACCCAGAUGUA
Triplophysa dalaica is the source of this 2673-nucleotide messenger RNA. It is a transcript of the gene ankha, whose product is annotated as ANKH inorganic pyrophosphate transport regulator a. The transcript is spliced from 12 exons. Gene Ontology annotation, cellular component: membrane. NCBI's taxonomy places the organism in Eukaryota, Metazoa, Chordata, Actinopteri, Cypriniformes, Nemacheilidae. The record is from RefSeq and is a predicted model, not a curated record. The coding region runs from base 270 to 1829 and encodes 519 amino acids. Gene Ontology annotation, biological process: phosphate ion transmembrane transport. Gene Ontology annotation, molecular function: phosphate transmembrane transporter activity.